This is a messenger RNA of Suillus clintonianus, 2004 nucleotides long. RefSeq names its product kinase-like domain-containing protein. Gene Ontology annotation, molecular function: ATP binding; protein kinase activity. Gene Ontology annotation, biological process: protein phosphorylation. NCBI's taxonomy places the organism in Eukaryota, Fungi, Basidiomycota, Agaricomycetes, Boletales, Suillaceae. Bases 42 to 1670 code for a protein of 542 amino acids. The transcript is spliced from 16 exons. The record is from RefSeq and is a predicted model, not a curated record.
CAUUACUAGGCAUAGCUAGAGGGUUUAGCUCUUCCAUAUCUAUGGUCUCGCCUUGGUUCGAAAAUGGUUCGCUCGCAGCUUAUCUUCAGAAACACGAAGACAUCACUCUGUCUGUUCGCCUCCGUUUACUUGAAGAUGUUACACUUGGCCUCGAUUAUCUGCAUGGUGUCCCGGUGGUUCACGGUGACUUAACUCCUAACAACGUGCUCCUGAACGACGACAAAAGGGCUAUCCUCACAGACUUCGGCUUGUCGACAAUGCUCGGGGAUAUCACGGGCUCCCCAUAUCUUCAACGUUCUUGUGCCCAAGCAGGAGUUAUUCGCUACAGCGCUCCCGAGCUUCUAAAAGAAUCCACCCGGCCGGAUCCUCGAAGUGAUAUCUACUCAUUUGGCUGUCUCACGCUUAAAGUACUUUCGGGAAAUGAGCCCUGGGCUAAUAUAAAGAGUAGUACCUCUAUCGUCAUUAAAAUGGCAGAUGGGUAUACACCACAGAGGCCUGCCUGCGGUCCUAUCUUAGAUGCACAUUGGCGACUAAUCAAACGAUGUUUCUCACUGCCUGGCGCUCGACCGUCCACACGCGACAUUCUGAAGUUUCUCAAAACAGAAUUAGAGUCGGAAGAUCAAAAAGUGUCGGUAGUGAAUCGACCAACCGAAUGCUCGAAUGGAGAACCUAUGACAUCCUCCAAGCACAAAUCCACGGCCAAGACAGCGUCCAGCCUAAUAUCUGGUGUCCACGACAAAGGAGCAAGCCCUACGCGCAGGUUUAGUUUCGAUAUUAUUUUCCGCCGUAACAGCGUGCCGUCGGUUGAUACAUCCGCUGUCUUUGCGGAAGAUUCCCUGAAGAUGGUGCCAAACUUUGCCUUGCCUCUAGGGGGCCUUGGUGAUACUUUUCAGUGUACCUUGCGGAACAAGGCUUUCAAAAAGGAGAAGAUAGUUGCUGUCAAGUCUAUCAAGGUACGAGAUGAUGAUGAAGGGAGCAUUGAGGAGGCCCGAAAAAUCAUUCUGGCGGAAGUGCAACGCUGGAUGUCUCUCUGCCACGACAAUCUAUUGCCUAUUUACGGUACUACAACUGGGUUUGGUUCUAGCCUUCCCUGUUUGGUAUCGCCUUGGAUGAAGAACGGAUCCUUGACCAGCUACCUGAGCGCCAGGAAUCAAACUCUCCCAAGCGCUACAAAAUUUCGCCUUUUAUCCCAUGUCGCAGCUGGGCUCCACUUUCUUCAUUCCAAUGACAUAAUUCACGGCAAUCUCAGCAGCAAUAAUGUUCUCAUUGAUGAUUCCCACACUGCCCUUCUCGCGGACUAUGGACUGUCUUCAGUCGUAUCUACGUGUGGCGAACUCUUUCAGUCAUAUAAUUGUGGUGCUUUGCGCUGGACAGCUCCGGAACUGAUCAACGACGAUGAUCAGGAGUUCGGUAAUGUGUCAAGCCGUGACAGCGAUAUCUAUUCUUUCGGAUGCAUCAUGUUGCAUGUGCUUUCCGGAAAGACACCAUACUGGUGGCUGGACGAUGUUCUACGUGUUGUUGCUGCGCGACACAAAGGCGUAGAUCCAGUUCGUUGCGGGGCGGAAAUGCAUGAGGGACACUUGAAAUUCAUCCAGCGUUGCUUGUCGGUUUCUCCUACAGACCGUCCGACAAUAGAUCAAAUCAAAGGUUUCAUAGCAAGAUUGACGUAACCUGUUGUCAAGUAAAGCUGUAUCAUACUCAGGAGGUUAAUAGUCACGCACAACCAGGUGCCAAGAAGGAAUAUACAAUAUCUGACCAGUCCAAGGUCCGUUAGAAAGUCGGACCAGCAGCAUAACCAGUGUCCCACGAUCGAGAUCUUGCUCGCUCUUUUUCUCGCCACUGAGUCUCGAAGUAGAUAAAGGUGACAAUGAUAUCAUCCAGGAUGUGUGCAGCCUCCAGUAGGAUUUGAAGCGCAGCAGGCUCCCGUUUGAACAGAGUCUGCUUAAGUGGGGGGACAAACGUGGCUAUGCAUGCCUGUGAGUGAGCACCCUUUAAUGGCACGAG